Messenger RNA from Loxodonta africana (African savanna elephant), 1091 nucleotides. It is a transcript of the gene S100A16, whose product is annotated as S100 calcium binding protein A16. Gene Ontology annotation, cellular component: perinuclear region of cytoplasm; nucleus. The coding region runs from base 221 to 532 and encodes 103 amino acids. Gene Ontology annotation, molecular function: calcium-dependent protein binding; calcium ion binding. Lineage: Eukaryota; Metazoa; Chordata; Mammalia; Proboscidea; Elephantidae. The record is from RefSeq and is a predicted model, not a curated record. The transcript has 3 exons.
GCCAAGUCAAGAGGGAGCUCAGUCACUAUCUCCCCACCGAGCCAGCUCCGCCAGGCAGGGCAGGGAGGGAGUGGGACAGAUUCUGGGAGUGCAGCGGGGAGGAGCUCUGGCUGGGGUGAGCGGGGGAGCUGCUUGGCAGUGCCAGAGCCCAGGCCCCAGAGCCCUGCUGGAGAGAAGGUGGACUGAGGAGGCAGGCCCCAAGAGGAGGUGAGGUGGUAAGAUGGCAGACAGCUACACCGAGCUGGAGAAGGCAGUUGUGGUCCUAGUGGAAAACUUCUACAAAUACGUGUCUAAGCACAGCCUGGUCAAGAACAAGAUCAGCAAGAGCAGCUUCCGCAAGAUGCUCCAGAAAGAGCUCAACCAUAUGUUGACGGACACAGGGAACCGAAAGGCCGCCGACAAGCUUAUUCAGAAUCUAGAUGCCAACCACGAUGGACGUAUCAGCUUCGACGAGUACUGGACCUUAAUAGGUGGCAUCACCAGCCCCAUUGCCAACCUCAUCCGCCAGCAGGAGCAGCAGAGCAGCAGCUAGAGCCCCCCACCCCUUCCUGGCACUAACCCUGGCACCCAGCCUCCCAUGCUCUUGGCCAGGUCCCUCCUCAGCCUCCUCUGCCCACCAGGCCUUUUCUUAGCUGCUCCCUUCAGACCAUCUCCCUGACCCUUGCAGAGCAGGAGAGAGGGGACAUCAGGGCCCCUGUGUGAGUGCCUCAGUUGGGGGGUGCUUCUCUGAGGGUUUCAGUCCCUGGAGCCAGUAGGCCUUGAGGACCCCUCUGUGAGAUCUCAAUGCUGUUUGGGGACCCCAAGAGUUUCCUCACCUGUCCAGCCCAUCUACCUGUCCAAUGUCUGCCGUUACGGCUUGAUCUUUGCCUGAUUCUGGGCCCGUCCCAACCUCCUGCAGGGGUGGCUCGCUGCUUGAGCAGAGACUCUCCCCCUGUCCCUUGGCCCCUCUGCUGGGUAGAGAAGCAUGUCCAGGGAUCCCCUCCAGCUGCCUUUGUGUCUGGGAAUGAGCUAAGCAGGUCUGGGCAUCCUCCCUCCUGCUCAGCCACUGGAGAACGGCAAUAAAGGCUGGAUUUGGAGGUGUAGCCCUCUCA